Molecule: messenger RNA, 537 nt
Organism: Rotaria sp. Silwood1
Lineage: Eukaryota; Metazoa; Rotifera; Eurotatoria; Philodinida; Philodinidae
Source: the annotation of a GenBank genome assembly
AUGUAUUUAACAAUCAUAACAACAAAUCUUGCUGAAUUUUUCGUCAUUACUUCCAUCCUAUUCUUUUCAAUAUUUAUUGAUAAAAUUUCAGCAUCAGCUGGUUAUUGUUAUCAAUGCAAUUCGAGAAAUCCAUCAUGCCGUAUUGAUGUUAAUGCUACACUUAAAGUAGAUGCAACACCAUGCAAUGGACAAUGUUAUACACGUAUAAAUCGUGAUGAUAGAAAUACACUGUCGCGAGGUUGUUCAUGGGAGUUUGGUUUUAUGAAUCCACAAGAACCAAAUCUUCUUAUACUUGAAAGAAAUUCUGUUUGGAUUUUUUGUGAUACACCUUUUUGCAAUGUCGAAGCAACAGCUCUAUUGAAUUAUUGUCAACUACCUAAUGCAGAUGUAACAUGUGGACGAUUUUGUGGUAAUCUAUUAUGUGGUUCAAGACCAAUACGUCGUAAUCGCAAUCGUAAUCGCAAUCGUAAUCGUAAUCGUAAUCGCAAUCGUAAUCAUAAUCGUGUUCGUAAACAAAAUCGCAAUCGAACAGGCUAA